Molecule: messenger RNA, 4773 nt
Organism: Caenorhabditis auriculariae
Lineage: Eukaryota; Metazoa; Nematoda; Chromadorea; Rhabditida; Rhabditidae
Source: the annotation of a GenBank genome assembly
AUGGUGUCAAUCGUCCUUUUUCUUUCCUUCUUGACCUUUUCUGGAGCGCAGAGAUGUUCCAUCCGACCAUAUGAAGCCAAAGGCGAACGCAAGGCUGGCAGUAACGGCUACGUCAUCGAGGUAUCUUUAUUUUCUGCAUAGAUUUUGACCAUUUUCGUUCUUUUUUUUCUUUUGAGUAUAUUCCUUAUCAACGGAAACUCUGAUUUAUUUAAACCUUUCAAUUUAUCUGCUUUGGAGUUGAAAUACACACGCCAACAUUCCAGUAGGCUUAAUUCUCUUAAAUCUCUGGUUUCCGAAGACAACAUCGGUGUUGUUCUUGUUCAGAAUUAUUCAUCUCUUUUCCUUUUUGCGUUCUAAUUCAGAAAAUUAAGCUUGGUUCAAAAAAUAAUCUACUUGGGUUAAUCUUUUUAGACUGCAAAAUGUUCAGUUAGAAAAUAAUCAAUUCUCUUGAAGUAAGACGACUUUCUGUUCUCUACAACUCUCCUAUGUUUUCAGAUCUCUUCAACAAAGUCAAGAGGAAACACGUCAAAUGGAUUCAUCCCAGGAGAAAACUAUCAAAGUGAAUGAUCUUAAUGCUUCUUUUUAUCAUGUUGCGUGGUUUCAGUUUCCUUGCGCGGAUGGAGGACGGAAUACACUGUUCAGACCUUUCGAGGAUUUAUCCUCGCGGCUCAGUUCGAAGACAAUUCUCCCGCAGGUUCCUUCCAAGUACUAUCUCCUCCAUUGUUUCAGUACUCGUUUGAUCUUCUUUUUGAGGUCGUUGGCCACAAAGACGCUAGGGUCUCCCCGAUUUGUCCCGCCGGUGGCGUCAGCCACAAGUCGAUGAGCUCGAAGACCUCUGUUCAUAUCACUUGGAAAGCCCCUGAAGUCUGUCUUGAAAUCAAAUGUUUUCUUCCGUUUGUUAUGCUUUAUUUAAGAAGAAUCUUAUGUUUUGAGGUUGCGAAAGGUUGCGUGAUGUUCCGUGCAUCGGUCAUAGAAAAGAAAAACUUGUGGUUCUCAGAAGAAGAAGAGCUGACCAAAAGAUUCUGCCCAGAAGGUGAGACUUUGAAAAGGCACACGAAUUGUUCAAAAUAACUCCAGAAGGAAAAAGAAAGGUCCAGCCAUUGGACGACCCCAGCGCAACUUGCUGCGCUUGUGACGUCGCCAACUACGAGCUGGAGUUCGUGGGAAUCUGGAGCCGUCACACACACCCGAAAGACUAUCCAACCCGUCAGUCAGACUUCCAAUUCUUCAUCAUCUCAGCGUUCAGUCGAGCAUUUGACUCACUUCACGGACAUGGUGGGCGCCUCUCACUCCUCCAACUACACUUUGUGGAAGAUCGGCGAGGCUUCGACCGACGGAAUGAAGGAAAUCGCCGAGUGGGGCAACACCUACAAAGCUGAAGUGGAGAUUAAAGCAAAGGUUUGGAGUUGCUCCUUCCGUCUGAAACACCGUCGAUUCCAGGCCUCCGAAGUGCGCAGUCUGAUGAAGAUCAAAGGUCUUUGGUAUCCAGAAGUGCAAGGAACGACAAAGUCGCAAUUUGUCGUCAACAAGUCAGAAAAAAUAAUCGAAAAGUAGUUUUUCCUCUAUAGAUACCACCACUUUGUUUCCUUGGCGACGAUGUUCGGUCCAUCUCCCGACUGGUGCGUCGGAGUUUCUUCUGUGAACCUCUGUCUGCCGGAUUGUUCCUGGGUCGAAGAACGCGUAUUUCUUCUACAGCCGUUCGACGCCGGCACUGACUCUGGACCUACUUUCAUGGUGAGAAUUUUCAUAGCUCAUUAGCUACUGCUUAAUAUUUCUUCGACCUCAUUAGUUUAUUAAGAUUAAUUAGUUUACAUCUCAUAUUCCUUUUCAAAGGAUGAGGAUUUUUCAACGGAUUCAAAGAACUUCAAAACACUGUAGUCUGAGCACACUGAAAUAUACAUACAUAUUCAGUCGCCUAACUCGCCCUCAGAGCCACGUCAACCAGUACAUUGGAUCACGACCAAGCUGGACCCUCUGUCGCCAUUUUACGACCCUACAACCGACGAAAUCCCUCCAAUGGCCCGACUAACUCUCCGUCGUAAGCAGGUAUCCGCUAAGUUUGAUAAUCGACUGUCGAACCUGCAAAUCUCAGACAACAGAAACGACCUGUAAGACUGACGACGAGUACCGCGCCGAGGCCAACAACAUCACGAGCACGAGCGAAGACGACGAAUACAAAGACAGAAGUGAGAGGGACGCGAAACUGGAAGACGACUCUGUUUUGAGGGGAGUGCAUGAUGACGCAGUGGGAGUCGUGGUCGCUGUGCUCGGCGACGUGCGGCAAAGGAAUCCGCAUCCGAAACCGCGUCUACGUGUUUCCAGUCAAGGCGCAGGUCUUCCACUGCCACCGACAGACCACAGAAAAACAGUUUUGCAACGCAAAAGUCAACGAAUGUGCAGGUGAGAGGCGGAUAUAAUCAAGGGAUUUCUAAUGGCGUUCAGACUCGGAGGCGUUCAACUCGAAGUGCUCCGUGGGAUCCUGGUCUGCCUGGGGCGAGUGCAGCGUCACCUGCGGCCAUGGUUCGCGCAGUCGCAAAAGGUUUCGAUCCGAUGAAUAAAUUAAGUUGAAAGACCUUUCAUUUUAUGUAUAAAGAGGAACAGUCGAUUUGAAAUUGCCUAAAAUUAUUUACUUUCGAAGAAAUGAGCAUUACACUUUUAAAAAAUUGAACUACUGCGAGAAAAAUUGCAUCGGGAAGCUCUCAACCCUUCUAAUUUUCCUCAUAGUAUUUUUUCUCAAAGUUCACUAAGUAGUGUUAAUUUUUCUGUAUAUACAGUAUAUCGAUCAGAAUUUUGUAAUGGACUUUUUUUCUGAGAAUCGUAAAAUGAGGAAGGAAAUGGUGUUGAAAAAAAUAACAAAACAAUGAAAAUGAAUAAAAAAAUUUUUUUGGGGAAGUUUUUUUACUUUUUAAAAAGUUAAACUUUUUUCUGCUCAAUACUUUUUUUCAUUUCACACUGAAAAGUUAUUAAAACCUCAAAAUUUUCAACUAAAUAGAAUAAAAAGAUUCGCUGUACAGUUUUUUUGUAGCUGAGCAUUUCCACAAAAAAGAGGUUUAUUAUUUGUCGUUUGUUUCCAAUUUGACAACUAUUAGCCUAGAUCGUUCCUCAACCCAUCGACGAAGGAAGAAGACUGUAACGUCGAACUGGAACGCUACGACAUCUGUGUCGGUAGGUGUGCAGCGACGGAUCUUGCGGAAGCUUCGCAUCUUUCUCAGGCGAGAACGGAGAAGACUGCAGCGCGACGCCAGACCCGCUGUGCAGGACGACGGCCUGGAGCGACUGGUCGCCGUGCAGCGCCUCCUGCGACGACGGCGUCCGCGUCAGAACUCGGCUCUUCUUCUACGUUGAGCACGAACACGUAGGCUUCACGAAGACCUCGUCUUUUGAUUUCUCGGAACUCAGCGCUGCACCAACGUCAACUUGCAAGAGAAGGAAAACUGUGUGAUGCAAUCGUGUCGACGCUUCAUCGAAAUCAAUUCUGACGGUCGGAAUCUUUGUCCUUUUUCAAACUUUUCACAAGAUAGGUUAUUUUAGCGGAAGUUUUCGUUGUCUGAAAGUUUUUGAAAAUCUCCUUGGUUUUGAAAAUCUCCUUGGUAUGGUGACCCUUAUUCAAAGUUACUGACUGUACAAACUUUACGUUUCGAUGAUGUGAGUCUGAGUAAAAAAAAGACUUCUCGCCAACAUUGGAUCACAUUAGCAAAGGAUUGCCAAACUUGCAAAAUUUAUUAGCCCGGAUUCAGGAAAUUUCUGUAACUAGCAAGAUCUAUAAAUGAACUGCAAGGAGUUCUGAAAAAAAUUCCCUUCCAAAGCCGCUGUUUUUCAGAGAUCUGCCAAGAGGAAAAAGCUGUCGGCCAGUGCGGAGGAAACUUUCCUCGCUACUGGUACAGCAAUGAAACUCAACGAUGCGAGAGGUUCAUCUACACCGGCUGCAAGGUAAUAAUCAUAUGUUCCACUUCUUGAGCUUUGUCUGUAGGGAAACCGGAAUCAGUUCGAAACUGAAGAAGGAUGCAAACAAGCCUGCUACGCCGGCUACGAAAAAGACAAAGCCUUGAGUAAGACCAUUGUUUGAGCUCUGAUCAAGUCGACUUUCAGUUCCCAAUCAUCAACUUUUCGAGGAGUUUGGCGACAAGGAGAUCAAUGACGGAGGUACAGCUCAGAAUAAAAAAGUGGUGACCCAAUAAGACCCUUAAGGCGCCCCUGUAUCGUGCAAGAUAAGCGAGUGGACGCCCUGGGGAAGCUGCUCGGUGACGUGUGGUCGCGGCAAAAAGAUCCGCUCGCGGCAGAUCGUCAAACUGCCGCGCAACGGCGGCACCAAAUGCCCCGAACAUCUUAUUCAGGAGCUCCGGUGCCAGUUGCGUCCUUGUCGUAAGGCUUUUCGGAUGAAAAGAAAAGAUUUUGGAGUUUUGAAGCUAUUUCGGCAUGCCAGACAGGUCCAUGGUCUCGCUGGUCUGCAUGCUCGGUGACUUGCGGGCAAGGAAAUCAGCUCAGGAGAAGACGUGUUAUGAGGUAUGCGGAAGUCUUGAAAAGCUGUUGAGCUAUGCCUUGGUGGAGAUGAUCAGAUCUUAGAACUUCCACAAGGGCAAGAAAUAAUCUUGUUUAAAGUUGCGCCCAGAUAUUUUUUUACGACAGAAUACUUUUUUCAGGCUUUUAUGGAAAACUUUGAUGUAAAGUUAAAAUAUUUAAAUUUUAAGAGGACGGAACGGCGAUUGGGAAGAAAACGAGUGCAAAGAAGCAGAGAGCGAGUCACGCGAAUGUUUCGGGAGAUAUUCCUGUUGA